AUGCAUUUUCUCAUUGUUCUUCCAGCUCUUUUCGUCGUCGCCCAGUGUCAACAUCAUGUCGAAGAAUCGAUAAAUCUCGAGCCUAGUAAUUUCUUUUCGAGAGGCAACGUGCCAACCAUCUACUAUCCAGUAGUUACUAGCAAAAAACCGCAAAAAUUAACGUGCCUUGAACAUACUUUAGCUAGUCAAAUUGAAGAAGAUCAGAGAAGAAAUCCGCUGAUGUUCAAGUUUGAGCUCAAUACUUUCAAGGUUUAA
This is a messenger RNA of Caenorhabditis bovis, 255 nucleotides long. NCBI's taxonomy places the organism in Eukaryota, Metazoa, Nematoda, Chromadorea, Rhabditida, Rhabditidae. The record is from the annotation of a GenBank genome assembly.